Hevea brasiliensis (rubber tree) is the source of this 1397-nucleotide messenger RNA. RefSeq lists its product as uncharacterized. Bases 582 to 1187 code for a protein of 201 amino acids. Gene Ontology annotation, biological process: DNA strand elongation involved in mitotic DNA replication; DNA replication. The record is from RefSeq and is a predicted model, not a curated record. The transcript has 9 exons. Gene Ontology annotation, cellular component: GINS complex. NCBI's taxonomy places the organism in Eukaryota, Viridiplantae, Streptophyta, Magnoliopsida, Malpighiales, Euphorbiaceae.
UUCAGGCUGUACAGAAUCUGUGCACUUUUUAGCGGUUAAUUUCAAAAGCGUGUAAAAAUUUCCCGCCGAAGCCAUCUGUACCUAAAGUUUCGUUACGGUCGGUUUGGGUUCAUCUAAACAAUACCCGAAUUCUAAACUCCAUCUCUGCGAUCUCUCGCCGUGGCCGCCAGCUCCAUAGAUCUCCAUUGUCGCAACCGAAUCCUGUAGAGACCUCCAUCGUCGUCGCCGUCACCUCGAGGCGCAUACCAGCCAAUCGCACUGGCUGCCUACUGUUACAGAAAGCAAGCGUCGAUUUCAGAGACCUCCAGGCAACACUCUUGCUUCGACGAAGCUACAACUUCCGCAUCUUUUCCAGACGUUUCAGAAAAUCUCGAAUUGCAUCGAAACCCAUUUCUCCAAUUUCACAUCCCAUCCUCAACGCCUCCCAACCCCUGGCAAAAACCCACUGUUCUCCAUCUCAUCAUCAUCAUCAUCAUCAUCAUCAUCAGGAGCCAUCAAAUACACUGCCCUUCUCCAACCCAAAGACAUUGUCAACAAGACAUAAGGCUUUUUAGCUGUUUGACAAAAUUCCUCAAUGGAAGAUGUAUGCAAAAAAGGGAUAUGAGCUAGUGAAAGAAUUUGCCAGCGGUGAAAAAGGCCAGCUUCAGCCAUUUAAUGAGGAUCUGGUUAAUCAAGUUAUAGAUCAAUGUGCUCAGCAUUACCUUGAGCUUCAGGGUUUGAUAAGGAAAAUGCAGGGAGAAAACGUGGAUGUGAGAGAAACUAGAAAUGCAGACCACCAUGGGGCACUUAUUCACCACCUUGCUUUAAUUCGCAACAAGCGCUGCUUAAUGGCGUAUGUGUACAAUCGAGCGGAAAUUAUACGUAAUUUGGCAUGGAAAGUAGGGCUUGAGCUUUUGGAGCUCCCAGAAGAAAUUCAAGAGAAGAUCAGUCACUCAGAGAAAAACUAUUAUGGGAAGCAUUCUGCUGCUCUGCAAUCAUAUAUGGCAGAUGUGGGCAUUGAUUUGAAUGUGGAUAUGGUGCCUCCCAAAGAUCCCUACAUCAAGGUGAGAGUCCUCGAUGAUAUGGGUGAAGGGAUAUUACUAAGUGAUAAGACAGCCAAUCUUGCCCGCCACUCAAUGCACUUUCUGAAACGAACUGAUGCCGAGCAGUACAUUGCACGGGGUUUGAUGGAAGAGCUUACAGGCUGACCCUAAAGUAGUGGAAUCCCCAGAAACAAUUGAAAGGACUUCUUCAUUACAACAUGAUAAUUUAAGUUCUUCAGUUAUGAUUUUAGCUUGAAAUGAAAAAAAAAAAAAAAAUUGUGUAAAUCUUUGUUGGAAGUAAAAAAUUUUUGGAUACAUUGUUCUUUCAUGUAAUAUUCAAAUCUCGGAUUAAUUUAUAUAUUUAUAUUAGAGUUU